Molecule: messenger RNA, 2364 nt
Organism: Andrographis paniculata
Lineage: Eukaryota; Viridiplantae; Streptophyta; Magnoliopsida; Lamiales; Acanthaceae
Product: splicing factor U2af large subunit A-like
Exons: 14
Coding region: 368-2194 (608 amino acids)
Biological process (GO): mRNA processing
Cellular component (GO): U2-type prespliceosome; nuclear speck; nucleus
Molecular function (GO): poly-pyrimidine tract binding; pre-mRNA 3'-splice site binding
Source: RefSeq, a predicted model, not a curated record
GAUCUGUUCUGUUUGCUUCAUUUCUGGAAAGUGUUGACGGCGAGGAAUGAACAACGCGUGUUUUCUCAUUUUGUCUGAUGCUGAGAUUGUGAUUUUAUUAGUUUCGAUUAUGUAAUUAACGCUCGCCUGCGGAAGGUGGCCGAUGAUAGAUGUUUUCGCUGAAGAAAAUACUGUUUUCUUUGAUUCUGUAUCUCUCUAUGUAAAUAUCGUUUGAAAUCUUCGUUUUUUAAAAAAUUUCUACUUGUUUACGGGCGGUGAAACAGUGUAGCCGAGGAUCAUAUGGGGAAUGACUUUUGGAUCACUUGUCAAUAGGAUUCGUGGAUUGUUUCUGUACGAAUUGGAUCGAAGGCUGUUGCAGUGAUUAUAGAUGACGAAUCCGGACAUGGAUGAGAACACAUAUUUUUCUGCAACGUUGGACUCUCCUGAAGCACUAGGCGUGGAGCAGCAGACUCACAAGGGAUCGCCAAGUGCAGGUGGCAAUAAGCAAUCUCAUGAAUACGAUCAAGGUAAUGAGAGGGAGUCAUCCAAAAGCAGGGAUAAAGAAUUGGAAAGAAGUCGUGAUAAAGACAGGGAUAGGGACAGGGACAGGGACAGGGACAGGGACAGGGACAGGGAUCGGGACAAGGACAGAAAUAGGGAUCGGGACAGGGAUAGAGACAGGGGCAGGGACAGGGAUAAUGAUAGGGAAAAGGAUAGAGACAAGGACCGUGGCCGUCACCAUAGAGGCCGUUACAGGGAUAGGAGCGAGAGAAGAGAUAGGGAUAGGACCCAUGAUCGAGAUGAUGAUGAUGAUGGCUCAUACAGAAGUAGGGACCCAGAUAGACGUAGAGAGUAUGACAGAGACCAGGAGGAAAGGCACAAACAAAGGUCUAGAUCACGAUCAAGGCGUAGGUCUAGGUCAAGGUCAAAGCAUAGAUCUAGAUCGCCCUCCAGGCAUAGGUCUGAGCACAGAUCAAGGUCAAGGUCUCGUUCGCGUUCCAAAAGCAAAAGGAUGAGUGGUUUCGACAUGGCACCUCCUACGGCUAUGAUUCCCAAUGUGGCUGCUGUUACAGGUCAGAUGCCUGGGAUCACUACCCCUACCGUUCCUGGAAUGUUUCCCAAUAUGAUGCCUUUGGCAUCUGGACAGUUUGGAGCACUCCCUGUGAUGCCCGUGCAGGCCAUGACUCAGCAGGCUACCAGACAUGCUCGACGAGUUUAUGUCGGUGGACUUUCUCCCACAGCUAAUGAACAGUCUGUGGCUACCUUUUUCAGUCACGUUAUGGCAACAAUUGGAGGAAACACUGCCGGUCCAGGAGAUGCAGUUGUUAAUGUUUAUAUUAAUCACGAGAAGAAGUUUGCUUUCGUGGAGAUGAGAUCUGUUGAAGAGGCAAGUAAUGCAAUGGCGUUGGAUGGCAUCAUAUUUGAGGGUGCACCGGUUAAAGUGAGAAGACCCAGCGAUUAUAACCCGUCACUGGCUGCUACUCUCGGCCCAAGCCAACCCAAUCCCAAUUUAAACCUUGCAGCUGUUGGAUUGACCCCAGGGUCUGCGGGUGGACUUGAGGGUCCUGACCGAAUAUUCGUUGGUGGUUUGCCGUAUUACUUCACAGAGGCACAGGUCAGGGAGCUGCUGGAGUCCUUUGGAGCACUUAGGGGCUUUGAUCUCGUCAAGGAUAGAGAAACGGGGAACUCCAAAGGCUACGCAUUUUGUGUUUACCAAGAUCUUUCAGUUACAGAUAUUGCUUGCGCAGCUCUAAAUGGGAUAAAAAUGGGCGAUAAAACACUUACUGUGAGACGAGCAAACCAAGGCACAUCUCAGCCUAAACCAGAACAAGAAAGCGUGCUGUUGCACGCCCAACAACAAAUUGCAUUACAGAAACUAAUGCUGCAACCUAGUCUAGUUGUUACAAAGGUUGUUUGCCUAUCACAAGUGGUUACUGCCGAUGAGCUGAAGGAUGACGAAGAGUACCAAGACAUAGUUGAAGACAUGAGAAGUGAAGGCGGGAAGUUUGGUACAUUAGUGAAUGUGAUUAUCCCUCGGCCACUUCCCAGCGAUGAAUUGCGCCCCGGUGUAGGAAAGGUUUUCUUGGAGUAUGCUGACGUUGAAAGCGCCACAAAAGCUCGGCAAGGAUUGAAUGGGAGGAAAUUUGGAGGAAAUCAAGUGGUGGCGGUGUUUUAUCCCGAAAACAAGUUCGCGCAGGGCGAAUAUGACGGGUAGAUUUCUUUCAUGCCUAGAGAAUAAAUAUAGUUCGAUGAUUCUGUGCAUUUUGUGUCAAUUGGUUCAUCCAAAUUUGCAGUAUUUUGAUCUUGUUUUGGCUAGGUUUUUGUUUUAAGCCUCAUUUUCUGACUAUGAAACCAGGUUUUAAUAGCUAAGACAAUUUCUGUUGA